Molecule: messenger RNA, 4020 nt
Organism: Setaria italica (foxtail millet)
Lineage: Eukaryota; Viridiplantae; Streptophyta; Magnoliopsida; Poales; Poaceae
Product: putative disease resistance protein RGA3
Exons: 7
Coding region: 62-3271 (1069 amino acids)
Biological process (GO): defense response to other organism
Molecular function (GO): ADP binding; ATP hydrolysis activity
Source: RefSeq, a predicted model, not a curated record
UAGGGUAUGAUAGAGGACGCACCUCCUCUGUUCCUUUUGGCAUCCCACAUCCUAAAAGGCCAUGCUUGCCGUUGAGACUCUUGUGGCUAUCGCUGUGGCGAAGAUAGUAGCUCAGAAGCUCGCCAGCUGCAGUCUUCCUCCCUUGAAGGUUUAUUGUUGCAGCCUAUUCUGCAACUUCAGAGAUGAUCUAAGAGAUUUAGAGAAGGAGCUUCUCUGCCUUGAAGCCCAGCUCAAGGAAAAAGACAAGUGGUUAUUUGGCAUCGAGGUUGCUGACGAAGCGCAAACCGUGCUGGCGCAGAGUUGGCAUCGAGAUGCCAAGCAGCUGGCUUUUGAGAUCGAAGACACCAUUGAUGAGUUUGUCUGCUCCGAAGAGUUCUACCAUGAGAGCACCUGUGCCCACAAGGCAUCAUUACUCUGUUCAUAUUCGAAUCCGAUUGCGGCUAGAGUAUGGACAGUGAAAAGGAUGAUAUCAGAGACAAAGAAGCUGAAUUCAGCCAUCAAGUUAAAUGAACGAUAUGGUACUGGACCUGCUGGCACUGGUUUAGAGUCAAGGAAGUUUGCUGAGAAAGAAACAACCUCAUAUGAUGGCCCAGAUGAAGUCAUUGGUAGGGCGACCGACCUGGAGGCAAUUGUGGACACUAUAAAGGAACAGGCGAAACGACUUUCCAUUAUUGCCAUAGUUGGGCCUGUAGGUGUUGGGAAGACAUGUCUUGCACGGCUUGUAUUCAACCACCUAGAUAGUGGGAGCAGAUUCCAUCGCAGAAUUUGGGUUUAUGUACACAAGUCCUGUUCCAGAGUUGAUAUCAAAAGAAUUGGGAGACAAGUAGUUUCACAGGGUCUUCUGGUGGGUGAAGAAAGACCGAGUGCUGAUUACACAAUGCAGGAAAUUACGACUAAGGUUCAUGAGAUACUGAAAAGAGAAAGAUGCCUCAUCGUACUAGAUGGCUUGUGGGGUACAGAUGAUGAUGUGCAUUCACUGAAACAGAUGUUCACAAGUUGUAGUGAGGACACAGAAAGCGUAAUCAUGGUGACCACGCACAACGAACAAAUUGCUCAACACAUGUCAACUCUUCCGUUGUACAGAUUGGCUCCUAUGCUUGAAGGUGAUUAUUGCUCAGAUAUCUUUGUGAGCGCAUUGCGUGGUCGCAAUUCACUGUUCCCUAGAUACAGAAAGGAAAUUAUUUCAAGGUGUGAAGGCGUACCUCUUGUUGCCGAUUUCCUUGGUAGUAUUGUACGUAGCGGUGGAUGGAAUCAGCGUGCUGUUUGGGAAAAUGCUAGGGACAAAGACUUGUGGAAAUUAGAGGAGGAUUAUGCUGCUACACUAAGCAAGGAGUUGACGUUGUUUGCCCCCUUCAGGUUAAUGUUCUAUAAUAUACCUCAUGGUCUGAGAUUGUGUUUUGCAUACUGCUCAGUCUUCCCUAAAGGAUCUCGGAUACACAAGAGAAAGCUUAUUCAGCAGUGGAUUUCACUUAACAUGGUUGAGCCUGCUACACAUGGGUCCGUUACAGCUGAAAUGAAUGCAGAGAACAUCAUAAAGCAACUAAAGGCUAUCCAUCUCCUUCAGGUUGAUAACCAUGCUGAAGGAAGCUCCGGCGCAACAGGUGAGGUAUUACGCAUGCAUUACAUGGCAUAUGAACUGGCCCGUUUCACCUCGAACAAAGAUAUCCUUGUGGUUUUAGAAGGUGAAGAGGCGGCGGUCAGCUCUUUUCCUCAAGAAAGAGAUGAGGCCAAUCGGACAUGUUGUUUUUCUCAAGAAAAGGAACAGACCAGUUUGACCUAUUGUGACCAUCGCUAUGCACAACUCCCAGUUUUUACCAAGCAUCGUCCACAGAAGGUCAGGUCGCUAAUUCUGAUACCCACAACCAAUCUGCAGGAACACAAACCUGUGAUCCCUGUUGCUGUCAGUGAAGUAAUCUCAGGAAAUAAGUACUUGCGAGUCUUGGAUCUUAGCGGAUGUGGUAUCACAGAACUACCAGCUUGUGUUUGUCAGCUGAAGCAGCUAAGGUACCUUGAUGCCUCUAACUUGGACAUGAAAGAACUGCCUUGUGUGGACAACAGUUUGAGAAAGCUCGUUUAUCUGAACCUACAAGUCUGCCGCAAUCUUCGACGGGUGCACGAGUCAUUUGGCAUGCUUUCUAGUCUAAAAUAUCUUAACUUAGCACUGUGUGUUGGACUCACAAAAUUGCCUGCAUCAUUCAAGAGACUUAGAUCGCCUCGGCAAGAUUGCACAAUUGACUUAUCUGGCUGCCAGGAGAGUGUAGUGUUACAGUUUAAUUCUGAGCUCCAAGGUGACCAAACUCAGCCAAACCAGGUUCCAGAUCCUCAACCAGAUCAGCUUCCUCAGCCUGACAAGGUUCCAAAUCCCCAACCCAUUCAGCCAGCAAUAUCUUCCACGGAAGACAAAAUUACGGGAAGCCAUCCAGGGCUUCUGUUGGAGUCAACUUCUCUGGUAGAUCUAGCCGAUGAACAAGAGGAAUCUCAGCCAUCGCCAGAGACAAACCGAGGACAUCGUGCAUCAUUAUCAUCAAGCGACUCAACAUUUGGGGAUCCAUAUGACGGCAAAACAACAGGUAUGAAAGGAGCAGUCGGAUCAUCUACUUCUCUGCAGUCAAGUCUUGUUGAGUCAGCAAAAAGGCAUGCCAAUGGUACUAAAGUGCAUCAACCCAUUGAGAAUUUAGCUCAAUCCCCAGGUGGAUGCCAGGAUUUAGAGGGCACAAGUCAGGGUCCUAAGAAAGCAAUAAACAUAGCAGCUGAAAAAAUUCAUGUGGUAAUUACCAGCAAUCAACACGGAGACUUGCAAAUCCCGCCUAAGUUAGAGAGCUCUACCUCUUCAGUUGAUGCAAAUGGUUCCAAGCUUGAAUACAUCAUGGAGCAAAACACUAGUGAACGGAAACCAUUCAUCCCUAAUGGAGAAGAGUUGAACCAAGGAUCAGUCCUUUGUUCAUCCUGCUUAUUAUCGACGUCACAGGGCACAAAGCCUUCAGAAAUCUACACCACGACUAAGCACGUUAAUAACUGCAAUACAACAGGUACCCUUCCACUUGGGGGCAUACUAGAACUGCAACAUCGCUCUGUGGAGAAGCCGCUCGACAUGCAGCAGAAUAGGGAGUCUGAAAUGAUCAGCACAUUAGAAGAGCACGUUAUGCAAGAUACAAGUGGGAUGGCAGACAGAAUGAGAGAGAACAUUAGAGAGCACCAACUGAAAAGAGGAGGAGAUCCGCCAGGAACUCUAACCAAGAUGACAUUUGAGCCAUCGUGCCCGCGUGCCUGAAUGGGCGCCAGACCUGCCCUUUCCCUGAUGCGAGGCUGGGGGUCGUGGCGAUGGCUCUCUGGCUUCUCCAGUCGUUUCACCAUAGCGUCCUUGAGCUGAGCAAGGAGCGGACUCCCCCGGCGGCGGCCGGCCGCCGCCUCCGGCUCUCCCCCGCAGCGACGCGUCGCGAGUUUGAAACAGCCAGAGACUGGGCCUUGCCAUUUCCACCAAUCUCUCACUGGACGUUAGAUAUUGCCCGUAUGGGCCUCGUAGGAUAGCAUCUUUUUAUAACCAUAUAUGGGCUUGCAGAGUUUGUCCGUACGUUUUACGACUGGGUUGGGCUGGAAAAUUUUCGGAGCCCAAAAAUUAAGUGUUCCCUCCGAUUCGCCAAAAUCACUCCCACACACAAGUACUGCAUUCUCUCCUCCAGGAAAAAAAAACUACUGUCUAGAGUUUGUAAGAUUUAAAUUCUUAACCUAGCAUAGCCCUUGGCUAUAUUUUAUAAAAUAAGAACUUAAGAACUAUUCUUCCAAAAAAUGAUCCAUCCAUUAUGUAUAGAGUUGUUCAUUACUAGUAUUUUUUUCCCAUUUCUGUCUAUAAUUUUCUUGAUCUUUAUGUAACGUAGCCCAGUUUCGUGAGGUUUAAUGCUGUUGCCUUUAUUUUUAUAUUUUUUUUGAGAAGUGUGUAAUACUAAUACUGCUCCAUUGUACUAUUGGAGCCCAGCAUAGCGUGAUUAAUGAAUCCUCGUUAAUAAUAAUAAGUUAACAGUC